AUGGCCGCAGCAGGGUCCCAGCAGCUCCAGUUCGCAGAAGGCGCCGCUUUCCCCACUUUUCCUGACGCGCACCCUAGAGAGCCCCUGCUCCCGUCUUCGCGCCCAGGCACUGGGCUGCCCUCGGCGCUUCCCGACUCCCGAGCCCCAGCGGUUACGCCGCCGUGCUUUCCAAACAGAGCCCCAGGACCAACAACGCAGACCCCCGCCAGCCUGGAUCCUCCCGGACCCCCCAAAAGCUCGGCCGCUCCGUCGGCGCCGCAGCGUCGCAAGCGCACGUCGUUUAGCUCGGAGCAGCUGCAGUUGCUGGAGCUCGUCUUUCGCCAGACCAUGUACCCUGAUAUCCACUUGCGGGAGCGCCUCGCUGCGCUCACGCUGCUCCCGGAGUCCAGGAUUCAGCUGAGCAGGGUUUUUGUUUUUGUUUUUUCCCCUCCUGCCCCCAAGGUGUGGUUCCAGAACAGACGAGCCAAGUCCAGGCGCCAGAGUGGGAAGUCAUUUCAGCCCUUAUCCUCAAGGCAGCAAGUUUUCCUCCAUCGCCCCUCGGCUCCUGGGCCUGACGCAAGAACUUUGAAGCCCCAGCUGCCUCUAGAGGCAGAGGUGAACUGCCUUCCGGAUCCCAGCAGGGCUGGAGGAGGUGCCUUCGUGCCUGGCUCCCAAGGUCAGAGUUUUGAAACCUAUUCACCUCUCUCUGAAGAUACCACCUCAAAGUUGGACUCAUGGGAGGAGCAUAUCUUUUCCGCCUUAGGUAACUUUUGA
Messenger RNA from Acomys russatus (golden spiny mouse), 753 nucleotides. RefSeq names its product Mix paired-like homeobox (gene Mixl1). The transcript is spliced from 2 exons. The coding region runs from base 1 to 753 and encodes 250 amino acids. NCBI's taxonomy places the organism in Eukaryota, Metazoa, Chordata, Mammalia, Rodentia, Muridae. Gene Ontology annotation, molecular function: DNA-binding transcription activator activity, RNA polymerase II-specific; RNA polymerase II cis-regulatory region sequence-specific DNA binding. Gene Ontology annotation, biological process: regulation of transcription by RNA polymerase II; endoderm development; hematopoietic progenitor cell differentiation. The record is from RefSeq and is a predicted model, not a curated record.